Molecule: messenger RNA, 2544 nt
Organism: Hippoglossus stenolepis (Pacific halibut)
Lineage: Eukaryota; Metazoa; Chordata; Actinopteri; Pleuronectiformes; Pleuronectidae
Gene: prkg3
Product: protein kinase cGMP-dependent 3
Exons: 21
Coding region: 1-2043 (680 amino acids)
Biological process (GO): protein phosphorylation
Molecular function (GO): ATP binding; cGMP-dependent protein kinase activity
Source: RefSeq, a predicted model, not a curated record
AUGGAGAAGCAACUGGAGGACCUGAAGCAGCAGCUGGAAAAACAAUGUCUGAUCAACCAGGAGCUGCAGAGGCAAAAUACAGACCUGGAACAACGACUGCAGGAGAAAGAAAAUCUUUUGCAGGAACUGCAGAGUCAAUAUCAUGAAUUGGAGUUCCCCUCCAACAGCGGUAAUGAGAUUGAACCACAGGUCAGGAAGAGCCGUGCGGCCGUCAUUGCCUCCGAGCCAAUACGCGAGAACCUGGAGAUUACAGGCACCGGGGUCAAGAAAACUGUCAGCGAGACGAAUCUGAUCGUGAAAUCCAUCCAGAAGAACGACUUCCUGAGCCGCCUGGACGAUGAACAAACCGCCAUGAUGGUGGACCUCUUGGUGGUGUCUGACUUCAAACCGGGCAAGGAAGUUAUAAAAGAGGGCAGUGAAGGAGACAGCAUGUACAUCGUGGCAGCUGGGGAGCUCCUUGUCACCCAGGCGGGCCAGGACCUCCGAACUCUGACCAGCGGUGAUGUGUUUGGGGAGCUCGCCAUCCUGUACAACUGCAAGCGGACAGCAACGGUCAAAGCAAAGACGGUGGUGCGUCUGUGGUGCAUGGAGCGUCAGACCUACAGGACGAUCAUAACCAACAAGUCCAAGAAGAAACGUGAGCAGCUUAUGGGCUUCCUGAAGACGUCUCGUACUCUGAAGGACCUGAAUGUUGUCCAGUUGUCCAAGAUCCUUGACUCCAUGGACGAGGUGAAGUACCAGGACAAAGACGUCAUAGUUCGAGAAGGAGCUGAGGCGAACACAUUCUACAUCAUCCUGAAAGGAGAGGUCCUGGUGACUAAGAACGUGAACGGGCUUCAGAAGCACAUUCGCAGGAUGGGGAAAGGGGAGCAUUUCGGCGAACAGGCCCUCAUACGGGAAGUUUUGAGAACAGCCACCUGCACUGCCGACGGCCCUGUUACCUGCUUCUCCAUCGACAAGGAGGUAUUCGAGGAGACAAUUCCCAUAGAACACCUGGAGCUGUUUGAUGACUCCAAAGUGCUGCAGGAGGCACAACUUCCAGAAAAGACAAAUCCCACAGUCUCCACCAUGAGGUUUAAGGAUCUGGUUUCUGUGCUGUACCAGGAAGGACGCUACCAAGGAGAACCGGUCACACUCGGAGUCGGAGGGUUUGGACGGGUUGAGCUGAUGACCACUGUGAAUCAUGGGAAAUAUUACGCCAUGAAGCGAGUCAGCAAGAAGCACAUUGUUGCCAAGAGACAGGAGGAGCACAUGCUGUUUGAGAAGAAGAUCCUGAAAGCCACCCAGUGUGACUUCAUCGUCAGGCUUCACGCGUCUUUCAAAGACACACGAUACAUCUACAUGGUGAUGGAGUUCUGUGGCGGAGGGGAGAUCUGGACCAAACUCAAAGAAGUAGGGCGCUUCGACGAGCCUGUCGCUGUGUUCUGCACUGCCUGCGUGGUGGAGGCCUAUGCCUACAUGCACAAGAAGAACAUCAUGUACCGAGACCUGAAGCCUGAGAACCUGAUGCUGGACGGUAGAGGCUACAUCAAACUAGUGGACUUUGGUUUUGCUAAGGAGUUGGUGCGUGGGGAGAAAACCUACUCCUUUGUCGGCACUCCUGAGUACAUGGCUCCAGAGAUCAUCAAGAACCAGGGACAUGACUUUGCAGUCGACUUUUGGUCCCUUGGCAUCUUGAUCUUUGAGCUACUGGUGGGAAGUCCUCCCUUUUCAAGUUCAGAGCCCCAGAAGAUUUAUGCAAAAAUAUUGGACGGGGUGCUGAAGUUUCCACCUUAUCUGAGCGAGGCAGCCAAGUCCAUAAUCAGUAAACUCUGCAGACCUCGGCCGGGUCAGAGGUUAGGAAACACCAAGAAUGGAAUCAAAGAUGUCCGGCAUCACAGGUGGUUCAGCAGUAUGAACUGGCACAAACUGCGGGAGGGUCAACUCGACGCCCCCACAGUGCGACUCAUACGAAAGGGCCCCUGCUACAUCAACUUUGAUCAGUUCCCUCUGGACCUGAGCAAGGCCGAGGAGGAGUUCUCCGGCUGGGACCGGGACUUCUGAUCCUGCUGAUUUUUAACAGAUCAAAAGGCCUGAUGAUGGUAGGAGCUCUAGGAGCUCUACACUGAAACAGCAUAACCCACAUCAUGAUAAAUUGGUUCUUUGGAGCUGAAGGGAAUCACAAUUUCUCAAAAAUAUUUAUCAUGGCUCCAUUGUUUCGACUUUAUGUAGUGAGGCAAGUGGCCAGAAAUAUGUGGACGGGUGGUGAAAGGUGGUUAAGACGUUUCGUUUCCAAACGAACAAGUGACAAUAACAUCACCCGUAUGAUACCAUGGUCCUGAAGUGCAAAUCAACGGCAAUACACAAACCACAACAACAAACCAAAAAACACAAUGGCAAAUAAUAAAGCUCAAGAGAUAAGUAAACACUACGACAAAUGGGAAAACACAACUGUAAAUAAUACAACAAUGACGGUAAAUAAGAAAACACAAUGCAAAUCUCAAAAAUGAAAUCCAACAACAAAUAAGAAAAUGGCAAAUAACAAAACUUUAGCUUAAGCUUAUU